Caenorhabditis remanei is the source of this 3510-nucleotide messenger RNA. RefSeq lists its product as uncharacterized. Gene Ontology annotation, biological process: chromosome organization; double-strand break repair via homologous recombination. The record is from RefSeq and is a predicted model, not a curated record. Gene Ontology annotation, molecular function: ATP binding; single-stranded DNA binding; ATP hydrolysis activity. The coding region runs from base 1 to 3510 and encodes 1169 amino acids. The transcript has 8 exons. Gene Ontology annotation, cellular component: site of double-strand break; nucleus; Smc5-Smc6 complex. Lineage: Eukaryota; Metazoa; Nematoda; Chromadorea; Rhabditida; Rhabditidae.
AUGAAUGACGUUAGUGAUUUAUCUGCAUCUCAACCUAUUAUUACUCCUGUCAAGGGUAUGAACAAGAGGGACGCUUCGAGUCCCAAUGAAAAUAAAGCUCCUGGUAUAACAAUGCAAGACGACGCCAACACUUCUGCUUGUCCAGCGAAAAAACCGAGACUCGUUGAAGGAAGAAUUGCUGUGUCCGGACGCGUAGCCUCUGUCAGACUUAUCAAUUUUAUGUGUCAUGCAAAUCUCGAGAUCGAUUUCAACACGAAAGAAAACAAUUGUUUCUAUAUCGGUGGCCCCAAUGGAAGUGGUAAAAGUGCUUUGUUCGCUGCAAUUAACUUAGGUCUCGGAGGACGGGGAUCCGAUAACGACAGAGGAAACACAGUUAAAUCUUAUAUCAAAGAUGGAACAACACAAGCGAAAAUUACCAUCACUUUGACAAAUGAAGGAUUGAACUCUCAUCCGGAUUUGGAUUCAUUAGUUUCUGUUGAACGAACCAUCAAUCAAUCAUCUUCAACCUAUGUAAUGAAGAGUAUCAAAGUUUCCCCAUCGGGCCAUCACACGGAAAGAGUUAUCAGUAAGAAGAAAAGUGACAUCGAUCGAAUUGUCAAUCGUUUCAACAUUCAUCUCUCCAAUCCAGCUUUCUGGAUGAGUCAAGAUAGAUCUAGAAGUUUUUUGGCUAAUUUUAAACCUUCCAAUGUCUACAAACUAUAUCUCGAAUCUACCAAUCUCGAGAACAUUUUUCAAUCGUACUGUCGAUUUUCUGAAGCUGUGGAAGAAUGUGCUGAACUAGUGGAGAAUAAACAACGCGAAAUAGCGAAAGAGCAUAAGAAGUUGAAAGAAAUGCAAGAGCAAAGAGCAUUGCAACAGAGGAUUGAUUCUGAUAUGGCUCUCAUUAAAGUAUAUAAGUGGAAGCUUAUAUUCUGCAAAGUUCGUGACUAUGAUGAUGACUUGGAACACAACUUGAAACUUCAAGAAGUCCACAAGCGAGUGUAUGAAGAAUGUAAAAAAGAGUACGCCGAAAAUCGCACCACCAGAGAAGCAGUUCAAAAAAACAUUCAAAAUGUCUGCGAUGAAGUUGAAGUUCAAAAGGAUGAGCUAGAUGAGGCAAAUGAGCGUAAAAACGAGAAGAGCAAAGCAGUAAUGAUGUUGAACGAAAAGAUCAAUAAUUUCGAACGUCAGAUCACAAGAAAAAAAGGCGAUAUCAGAGCGGUAAAUCAAGCGAUUGAGGACGCGGACAAACGAUACAGAACUCUCAUGGCAAAGCAAGGAAACAAAAAGUUAGCUGAAAAACUAAAGACCGUCGAGAGCGAUUAUCAUCGGCUUACUGAAGAGAGAGAUAAUAUGGAAAUGGGUGGAGAGAUGGAUCGACUAAAAGACAAAUUUGAGCUCAUUCAGAAGGACAUGAAGAUGAAAGAAGAAGCAAACUACACGACAAAAAGAAGCAUCAGAAAACUUCACGAUCAAAUCAAUGAACGACAGGAUAUAAUACGUCGCGCAAGAGCUGCGAAGUCGGAUUCAGUCAAUAAAUUUGGAAACCGGAUGUCAGAAAUACUAACUGAAGUCAACAGGAAUAAAUCUACGUUCGCUAAGAUGCCAAAAGGUCCUUUAGGAAAGUUCAUCACUCUAACCGAUUCGAAAUGGGCUUUUGCCGUGGAAGAGUGCUUGCAUAAUGUAUCCAACAGCUUUUUGUGCCAUUCACAAAAAGAUGCUGUUGCUCUCCGUGAAAUUUUCAACCGAUUGCGUCUUCAUCUCAACGAUCGGCCUGCUAUCAUUGUGUCCGCGUUCACUAAUCAACGUUAUCCAAAACUUCAGGAACCAGAUUGUGAAUAUCCUUCCAUGUUCAGAAUAUUGCAAAUUUCUGACGCCGACGUCGAAAACAUUCUCAUCGACAAAACCAACUUUGAACAGUUCAUUCUGAUAGAACAGAAGACUGAAGCGAUGAAGAUCAUGGGAAGUAAUAAUCCACCUCACAAUGCUUCCAGAGCUUUCACUCUUGAUGGUUCUCAAGCUUAUGCUAAUGGUCCUAAUAGUCAAUACCGUUUCUAUGCUGGAAGACCAGGACGCGCGAGUGGAUUGUUUGGAAGCACACAAACUAAUGUCGAUGAAGCAACUCUUACUCGAGAGAUUAAUGAUAUGAAAGCAGAAGUUUCCGACCUUGAAUCUAAAACGAGUGUCCUCGAAACAGAGUACACAGAACUCAAAAAAGAUAGUUAUGUUGCAAAGAAGGCCAUUGAAGACUUUGAGAGAAAAUUGUCGAAUAUUCGUUCUGAAGAAAGAAAACAUCAGCGUCUCUUCGAGGAUAUAAAGUCGGAAAUGGCACAAGCAACUAAUGAAGAUCAGUUGGAAAGCAUCGCUGAUUCUAUCACCGAGCUGAAAAAUAAGAUUCCAGUUGUCGAGCAAGAACUCCAAGGAAUUCAAAAACAAUUGGAUGAAGCGAAUCGUCAAAUGAGGCCAGCUAUGGCCGAGAAAAAAGAAGCUGAGGAUGUGUUAGAUGAAAUGAAACAAGAAACCCAAGAUAUACUCCAAAGAAUGCAAAAACUUCAUGCCGACUUAGCUUCAUUUGACGAUAGUGGUGAUUUACUUCAAGUUCGUCUUAAUAAGAUGAAAGGCGAGGAACAAACUAUUUUCCAUAACGAAGCUAAACUCAAAACGGAAAAAGAUGAAGCUCAACAGCUCCUGGAGCAAAAUAAGCUAACCACGGAAAUGCCGCCGACUGAGCAAGACCCACCUGACCUCUCGGACUUCCCAAUUACUUCGAAGGCUGAGGCGAAAUUGGCGGAACUUCAAAGAACCACGAAAUUGGCCUCCUUAGGAUGUGAUAAAUCAAUCACUAAUGACACUGUGAAAGAGUUUAAGGAUAAAUUGAAAUCAAACAAGUUUUUCUGUCGUAACUUAGAAGAGAGUGUAGCCAGUAUGAGGGAAUUGAGUGAAGCUCGUUUCAAAACCUAUCCGCUUCUGAAAAAAUGGACAGAUGUAAAAGUUUGUGAUAAGUUUCAAGAGCUUCUUGAAAUUCGCGGACAUUUUAUUGGUGGUCUCGAGUUCGAUCAUGAGAAAAGAACACUCAAUGUUAAUGUUCAAUCUUGCAAAGACAAGGAUGCGAUGGCAGACAGAAGAAAUGCGGAAGGAGACAAUAUUGACGAUGAAGAGGAAGAAGAAGAAGAGAACAGUGGCGACAGUGAUGACAGUAGUGAUGCUCCUCGCAAGAAGAAAGCCAAGAAGCAACCGAAAAAGAAGAAGGUUCGCGAUCUGAAAGGAUUAUCCGGAGGAGAACGUUCAUUUGUCACAGCUGCACUUGUAAUGUCUCUAUGGGAAGUGAUGGAGCAACCUUUCCGUAUGCUCGACGAAUUUGAUGUUUUCAUGGAUAUGAUGAACAGAAAGCUCGUAAUGGAUCUUCUUGUUGAGCUUGCAACACAGAAGUUCCCACACAAUCAAUUCAUUUUCUUCACUCCGCAAGGAAUUAAAGAACUGAAAAUGGUGAAUGGUCUACAGGUUUUCGAAAUGAACAAAGUUCGUGACUAA